Molecule: messenger RNA, 165 nt
Organism: Dentiscutata erythropus
Lineage: Eukaryota; Fungi; Glomeromycota; Glomeromycetes; Diversisporales; Gigasporaceae
Source: the annotation of a GenBank genome assembly
GAAAAGCACCUUUUAUCAGAGUUUUUGCACAAUGAAUGUGACUUACAGGCAGAGAACCUUUUACUAGAGUUUUUGCACAACAAAUAUAACUUACAGGCAGAGAACAUUUUACCAGAGUUUUUGCACAAUGAAUGUAACUUACAGACAGAGAAUCUUUUACUUUGA